Molecule: messenger RNA, 2310 nt
Organism: Harmonia axyridis
Lineage: Eukaryota; Metazoa; Arthropoda; Insecta; Coleoptera; Coccinellidae
Product: cilia- and flagella-associated protein 100-like
Exons: 4
Coding region: 66-2123 (685 amino acids)
Source: RefSeq, a predicted model, not a curated record
UCAAACGUUAAAGUAUUGACAAAACUUGACGUCGAGUGAAACGUGGUAGUCUUUCAGUUUUCAUCAUGGACGUCCGCAAACAAUCGUACGAGGAUGGCGAUGAAUCAUCUGGUAGAUCAGUACCUUUCGAUGAAGAUUCAGAUAUCGGAUUUCUAACUCCGGAUGAGAAAGAACGGCAGAGAAGGAAAACCAUGAAGAUCGUCAAGAAGAAGAAGAUCAAAGAGAUGAAAGACCAAGGUCUUCUUCCAACAAUCGAUGACAAACGAUCGCUCAAUGUAUCCAUCGAUGACAGAUCCAGAGAAAGCAUAUUGAGUCAAAAAUUGACCUUUCUCAAACGUCAUAAGACCCCAGUCAAGAAAAGGAUAUCGUCCAAACUGCAGAAUAUCUUGGAGCCGAAGAGCAAGGAGAAAUCUAAAGAUAAAUAUUUCUCGCGCGCACCUGGUGUAACCACCGAGAAUCUCAGAGACCUCCAUGCCGAACCUUCUCCCUUUCUCUACCCCAAAGACUUGGAGGAGUUCGCUCAAAAGGUCCUCAAUAAAGCCUGGAGGAACAAUCUAAGAACCACUGAGCUGACCAAAAAGUUCUACGAGAGGAACAACUACCGAACAAGACAGCAAGGAGACCUGCUGAAAAGGUUAUACACAGAAGAUCCUGAUGUCAGCAAUUUGAAGUACAUCGUAGACAUCGAUCCUGACUUUUUCAAGAUCGCUGAUGGUAGACCCAUACCCGACAAGUUGAACAUGAGAGAUUACAUAGAUACUGUAAGAGAUGUCCUUCGCACCAAGAUCAUCAACGGUUAUCGUGAAGAUGACAUCCUUCUCAUCGAGGAAUCGCUCAGGUUGGAACAGAAGAUGAUAGAUGAGAUCAAAGAGAAUUAUCAAACUUACGUGAAUACCUUUGAGGAAUUCCUAUACAACGACCACACCUACUCGAUGAAGCUUCUACGUCAGUCUGAACAAGAAGCUGCCCUGGCUUAUGAGAAGUACGAAGAAUACAAGGAGUUGAGCAAGGAAUACGGCGCCUUAAGAUCUAUACUGUACAACUCUGAAGAGAAAUGGAGGAACUGCAAGAUGUACCAGAAGUUCUUGUACCUGGUGAGUCCCUUGUCCUGGAGGAAACAGCACGAUUUCUACCACUUUGCCAGUCCGGAUGAACCCAUAGAGGCACCAGAGGGAUCAGCUGCCAUCUUCGGGAAAUAUCGUCUAGGAGACAAGGAGGCUGAGGUUUCUUUGGAAGACCUUAUUGGGCAGUUCUUGGACGACUGCGCCACCCAAAGGGAACCAGAGCUCUACUUCGAAGAUCCCGAGCAGCUUUUGGACGUCUUCAGGUUCAUGGAACUGCAGAAUUUGAACUCUCUGUUGCAUUCAGAAGAGCUAGCUGCUCCGUUGGAGGCGGUGAAGGCGGGUAUGCAGAAGGCAGAGAGGAUGUUCGAUAUGGAGAUUUUGAGUUUGAAGGAGUCUAUCGAUAAGUUGGCUGGAGGUAUUGCGUGGGAAGAAGAAAGAGCAAAAUAUCUGGAAGAACUGGCAAUGGAACUUGUCAACGGUGAAUUCAGGAAACUUGUAGUGGAUGACGAUAUACUGAACCUUCACGUGUUUGUUGAAGACGUCUACGAAGCCCGUAUUGGGCCAAAUGAUGCCAACUUGUCUGUCACAGAUAUGAUGAGGGGUAUUGAAAUAAAGUACCGUAAUGAACUGUUACAAUUGGACAAGAUGCCCUCGGAGCAAGUCACCAAGUUGGAGGCCAGUUGUUAUGCUGAAGAAGCAAGGAUACUGAGAAUUGCCGAGAAAGCGUCCAGAAAAAUCGUGGAACUAGAACGUCUAACUUACAGAUUACUCAAAGCGUUCACACCGCCUGAGCCCAAGAUUUCAAGAGAGCUCAAGUGGAGAUCUCCACCUCCGAAGCCUCCAAAACCUCCUCCAAAGAUAAUUCGUGAGUUGACGGACUUCGAACAAGAUUACCUGCAAUUCUUCACAGAAUUUUGCGCUGAUAAAGAUGAUCCCAUCAAGUAUGGCAUCGAUAUAAACCAACCACCUACCAUGAAGGAGGAACCAACGCAUGAAGAAGAUGAGGAUGACGAAGAAGAGACAGAAGUAGGUGAUGACAACACAGAGGAAGAUAAUUAAUCACCUAAUCGACAUUACUUAUAUCUACCUAUAUUUCGGAUUUAUUUAUACACUCUUUUUCUACAGAUGUGAUUGUGUGUAUAGAAAUAGAAAAUUUAUAUCUACGUAUAUUUGAAAUUUGUUUGUUAUACUUAUUUAUGGAUGUAUACAGUUUUAACUAGUUAUUCUAUAAAAAAAAUGACUUUCA